UUCUUCUUUUCUGGUUUCUUGAUCUCAAUCCAUCCAUUUUCCCCGUCUUCUUCGCUCUUUCCAUGGCGAUUACGCAUCGCGACUGAACGCUUCUUCAUUAUCUCCUCUCCUCUCCCCGACGCUUCAGCUUGCAUUCGCCACGCAAUUGGACAUUGGAUGCAACGCUCUAUUUCUUCGAUUCGCUUUCUUUCCCGAAAUGCGUAUCGGAAUCGACUGAAUUCCUAAGCCUUGCGGUUUUCCGUCUCUGUUAUGGACGGCCUUUCGAAUGCCUCUGAGUGAAUAAUACGAUCGGAAAGCAUUUGUCGAUUCGGAUUCGAUUUGCUUAAUCGAUUGACAUUUCCGAUUCGACUUCAUCCUUUCGUAUAAAUGGCACGGAAGGUCCUCCUCCGAUCUCAGGCAAUCGACCGUCAAAGCUCGUCGCAGAAGAGCGAGAAAAGCGAUGCGUCGAGAGAUAAGCGGCUGUUCGCGGAGCUUGCCGGUGGUUCGGCGGCGGACUGUACGAUCAUUUGUUGCUGCUGUCCAUGGACGGUGAUGAACCUCGUAAUAUUUGCGGUGUACAGGAUGCCGUUGGGACUCUGCCGGAAGGCGAUGAACAGAAGGAAACGACAGCGUAGAUUGAAGAGGAAGUGUCUGAUUCAGCAGCGUAAGGCCGCCUCGCAGGAGUUCGAAGAUGCAUCGGUGGAGCCCGCAUUGGAAAGUUUCGAGGCCACCAAACAGGCGAAUGACGCGGCACACGGCGAAGAUAUGAACAAGUUAGAAGAGGAAAUGUGGGGCCGGUUCAACCAGACCGGGUUUUGGAGAAGUUCUUCUCAAAGACACGAGUGAAUAUCAAAAAUACUCACAAACGUUACCAAUUUUUUCUUACUUCAUACAGAAUUUUUGUGUGCAUUCGAAUCCAACUCAAAAUCUUUGAAUGAAGAUCCUUGAGUUCUCAUUUAGCAACGUGGAAAUGCAUUCUUUUUUCUGAGGAUUUUUAAUGUGCAAUUUGUAUAUUUCAAUGUAAGAAACAAUUACUUGCUACAUUAUUAUUUGGAAA
This is a messenger RNA of Cucurbita pepo subsp. pepo (vegetable marrow), 1036 nucleotides long. RefSeq lists its product as uncharacterized. The record is from RefSeq and is a predicted model, not a curated record. NCBI's taxonomy places the organism in Eukaryota, Viridiplantae, Streptophyta, Magnoliopsida, Cucurbitales, Cucurbitaceae.